AUGGUGGGAGACAAGGCGAGAGGGGAGAUGAACGCUUUUCAGAGAAACGAAUCCAAGGAAACUUUGUUCACUUUUAUUUCUGCAGGAGAUGAUCCCCCCAAAGGAGAUUUCCCUCCUCAGAAAAAAUCCCCGAAACUUUGUGGCUCCAACUACCCCAUAAGCAUUGCCUUUAUUGUGGUGAACGAGUUCUGUGAGCGCUUCUCCUACUAUGGCAUGAGAGCUGUCCUGACACUGUAUUUUUUAAGCUUCUUCCACUGGGAUGAGAAUCUCUCCACUGCUGUGUACCAUGCCUUUUCUGCGCUGUGUUAUUUCACACCUGUCAUUGGAGCCAUUAUGGCAGACUCCUGGCUGGGGAAAUACAAGACCAUCAUCUACCUCUCCAUUGUGUAUGUGGUUGGCCAUCUGAUAAAGUCAGUCGGUGCAAUUCCAUCCCUAGGCAACCAGGCGGUUCAUGUGAUCCUGUCUAUGGUUGGUCUGUUUUUGAUCGCCCUUGGAACGGGAGGUAUCAAGCCCUGUGUCUCUGCAUUUGGUGGGGACCAGUUUGAAGAGGAACAUACCUCAGAGAGAAGCAAGUUUUUUUCCAUCUUCUAUUUAUCCAUUAAUGCUGGAAGUUUGAUCUCUACGUUUGUAACUCCUGUUCUAAGAGGGGAUGUGAAAUGUUUUGGAGAGGAUUGUUAUGCACUGGCUUUCGGUGUCCCAGCAGCACUAAUGGUGUUGGCACUGGUUGUGUUCAUUGCUGGAAGUGGACUGUACAGAAAAACACCACCACAAGGGAAUGUCUUACUGGAAGUGUGCAAAUGCAUUGGUUUUGCUAUUAAAAACCGGCUGAAAAACCGCUCUCGUCAGAUUCCAAAGAGGGAUCACUGGCUGGACUGGGCGUCAGAAAAAUACUCAAAGCAGCUGAUUGGGGAGGUUAAAAUGGUGACACGUGUUCUCUUCCUCUUCAUACCUCUGCCGAUGUUCUGGGCCCUGUUUGAUCAGCAGGGAUCCAGGUGGACUUUGCAAGCCACAAAAAUGAAUGCUGAUUUUGGAAUAUAUGUCCUUCAGCCUGACCAAAUGCAGUUCUUAAAUCCACUUCUUAUUCUUGUCUUCAUCCCAGUUUUUGACCUUGGGCUCUACCCCCUGAUAAACAUGUGCAAAUUUAAUUUCACACCUAUUAGGAAAAUGGCAACAGGUAUGAUCCUUGCAGGGAUGGCGUUCGGACUUGCAGCUAUUAUAGAAGUCAAAAUCAGUGAAACUGAUAUGCCUCGACUUGUCCCAGAAGAAAGUUUAAUUCGGGUCCUGAAUUUGGCAAAGGACUCUGUUCAAGUGACAAUCCAAGACCGGGAUCUCUUUCAGCAGCCUGUGGAAACUUUUCAGAACCCAGCUGAGUACUCAAAAUUAAUAUUGAAUGGAGAGCAACAGAACCUUCACUUCACCCUGCAACAUCAAGGAUUGUCUCUUCCUUUUAACUACACCGUGAAGGAAAAAUCAGUAUACAGCUUAAUUGUUUUUGAGGCAGAAGGAAGCCUAUCAAGCCACUUAAUUACAGACUUGGAAGCAAAGCCAGAAAAUGGUUUGGCAGCUGCUAGAUUCAUUAAUGGUUUGAGCCAAGAUGUUAACCUCACCAUUGACAGCAAACAGUUCAUUGCUGUUCAGAAGAACUACAGUGCUUCUCAGUACUUGCUUCUAGAGAGGGACAAGUAUAAUAAUGGAAAAUGCAUAACUGAAACAGGAGAAUUCACCCUGGAGCUAGGGCUGCUCGACUUCGGCGCCUCAUACACCAUUGUGAUAACUAACAUUUCUGGAGGUGCUGUUAAGACGUGGAAGUCAGAAGACAUCAAAGCCAACAAUGUCCAUAUGGCUUGGCAGUUACCACAGUACUUAUUAAUAUCUGCUGGGGAGGUGAUGUUCUCCAUUACAGGUCUGGCCUUCUCCUAUUCUCAGUCUCCAGCCAGCAUGAAGUCGGUGCUGCAGGCAGGCUGGCUGCUCACAGUGGCUGUUGGGAAUACUCUUGUGCUCGUUGUUGCACAGGCUGCACCAAUGGCACAGUGGGCUGAAUUUGUCUUGUUCACUGUUCUCCUCUUUGCUGUGUGCAUUGUUUUCUCCAUCAUGGGAUAUUUCUAUGUCAGUGUGGAUCCAGAGGACCUAGAAGAAAAGGAAGAGAAGAGAGAGACCUCAAGCAGAGGAAACAUGAUUAGUCUUGUUACUCAGAAAACAAAGCUCUAA
Indicator indicator is the source of this 2208-nucleotide messenger RNA. RefSeq names its product solute carrier family 15 member 2 (gene SLC15A2). Gene Ontology annotation, biological process: oligopeptide transport; transmembrane transport. Gene Ontology annotation, molecular function: dipeptide transmembrane transporter activity. Gene Ontology annotation, cellular component: membrane. The coding region runs from base 1 to 2208 and encodes 735 amino acids. The transcript is spliced from 22 exons. NCBI's taxonomy places the organism in Eukaryota, Metazoa, Chordata, Aves, Piciformes, Indicatoridae. The record is from RefSeq and is a predicted model, not a curated record.